CUAAGUAGAGAAAGUAAAGAACGCCUGGCGAAUAUUGACAGAACGUUUGAUCUGUUACGGACAAGGAGCAGGAAGUACACAGAAUGGUGCGCUUUAAAAAAAGGUAUUUGUUGGUGGAAAUUUCUUGUAAAGACGGCCAAGUUGAUGAGAGAAUUGAUGGAAGAGUAGUCUUUGACACUGUGAAGAAAGCCGUGAUCUCAGCUCAUGGAGAUUAUGGAAUGGCUUGUGUUGCUCGUUCAUUGCAAGUAAAGUAUUUAAACUCUGUCACUGGAGUGGCAUUUAUUGCAUGUGCUAGAGAUUAUUAUAGGAUGGUUUGGUCAGCAGUCACCUUCAUAAGAACCAUAACAAUAAAAAAUGAUGGUCAUCCAUGCGUGUUCCGCGUUCUUCAUGUUGGAGGUACAAUUCUCUCCUGUCAAAAGUUCCUAAUACGUCAUAAUAAAGACCAGCUCCUUCAGUUGUUGCAGAAUUGCAAAACACCAGUUGAAAGGAAAAAGGUAUUAAAGAUCAUAAAGAAAGCAGAGAAAGAGGAGAUUUCACUAUCUGUUUUUAAAGUGAAAAGGAAAACAACAGAAAAUAGAAGGAAAAAUUCUGACAUUGCAUGUGACGAUGAAGAGUUUGACUCAGAUUUAUGAAGAGAUAUGUGAUAUAUUCUCCUUCCCAGUGGAAAGAAAUUUGUAAUUUAAAAAAGAGCCCAAAUCAAGUUAAUUCUGAGAAGACAGUUUUGCAAAGUUUGAUGCACAGAAGUGAAAAAAUUUUCAACAAAAAAUUAUAGAAUAAAGCAAAUGUAUAUAAGUGAAGACCAAUACUAUUUUCCUCUCUAGCCAUCUUUGGAUUGCCUGUUUUAUAUACAUGAGUCUACUUCUUAGUCGGUGUAAGCAUCGCUUUAGUUUUAUUUAAAACUUGCUGAAGCAUAUUGGUAUAAAAUUAUGUUCUCAGGA
This is a messenger RNA of Pocillopora damicornis (cauliflower coral), 938 nucleotides long. Its product is annotated as ribonuclease P/MRP protein subunit POP5. Gene Ontology annotation, biological process: tRNA 5'-leader removal. The record is from RefSeq and is a predicted model, not a curated record. Gene Ontology annotation, molecular function: ribonuclease P RNA binding. Gene Ontology annotation, cellular component: ribonuclease P complex. Lineage: Eukaryota; Metazoa; Cnidaria; Anthozoa; Scleractinia; Pocilloporidae.